GUACUCUAAUCCUCAGAGGUGGGGAGGUUGUUAGAUAGAUGCGAAUCUCUAUAAAUUGAAAGAUCUUAGCUCCGAGAAGGCAUCGACGCAGUUCCAGUACCAUAGUGACUCUUAGUCAACAUCAACAUGUUUCAAUUGACAAUCUUAGCAGGUCUCCUGAGUGUUGCUUUGGCAUCACCCCAAUGGUACCCCCAACCAGCUUACCACGGAGCUCACGCCGGGUACGCACACGGAGCAGCAGCGCCUCUUGGGCCUGACGGUCGGGUAGUAGACACCCCCGAGGUAGCCGCCUCAAAAGCCGCGCAUUUAGCCGCUCUUGCCGAAGCUUCCGCACGCGCGCCCCAUGGACCCGCCGAUCACCACGACGGAGCUUACCAUGACGGAUGGAACGCUCCUAACCCCGCCUACGCUCCAGCUCACUUGGGACCACGGUACCACGGACCACCAGCUCCCCUUGGACCAGACGGUCGCGUCGUAGACACCCCCGAGGUCCAAGCCGCUAAAGCUCACCACUUCGCUCUUUUCAACGCUGCUGCUCAUUCUGCUCCCGCCGGUCCAGCUCAUGCCGCUCCAGCUUACCCCGCUCACGCGGAUUACGACUCAGGAGCUUACAACCCCGCGUGGGACAGUCCCGCCUGGAACCACUAUUAAUUAAUUAAUUAAUUAAUUAAGAAUUCACACAACUCAUAAUUAACGGAUUGACUACUGGAUUUCUUAUUGACUGUUUUAUUUAAAACUCUACCUCACCGAAAGUGAAUAACAUCCGUCGCUUUUCAAAGCUUUUGAUCUUUUGCUCAUAUAUUUUAUAUAUAACAUUAAAUAUGACCCUGAAGUUAGCUUAAAAAUUUUUUUGAUUUUUUUUUUCAAUAAAAAUAAGAUAAAUCUUACUUAUAACUUUUGAAAAAAAACCAAAAAAUUUUUUUUACAAUUAACUAACUGCAGGAUCAUGUUAAUAAAACUUAUCAAUAUGCACAAAAAUAGAGCACUGCCAAAAUUGAUGCAUUUAUUUAACACAAAGUGAUAAUUUUGUUACGUAUGAUUGGACACUAUAUUAUAUUGUAUUUUAUUUUAUAUAAAUUUUUAUUAAACAAAGAGUAAAUAAAUUAUUACUUGUUAAACACGA
Molecule: messenger RNA, 1123 nt
Organism: Cotesia glomerata
Lineage: Eukaryota; Metazoa; Arthropoda; Insecta; Hymenoptera; Braconidae
Product: pupal cuticle protein-like
Exons: 3
Coding region: 127-651 (174 amino acids)
Source: RefSeq, a predicted model, not a curated record